Diutina rugosa is the source of this 1350-nucleotide messenger RNA. RefSeq names its product kinase-regulated stress-responsive transcription factor (gene SKN7). Gene Ontology annotation, biological process: regulation of DNA-templated transcription; phosphorelay signal transduction system. Gene Ontology annotation, molecular function: phosphorelay response regulator activity; sequence-specific DNA binding; DNA-binding transcription factor activity. NCBI's taxonomy places the organism in Eukaryota, Fungi, Ascomycota, Pichiomycetes, Serinales, Debaryomycetaceae. The transcript has a single exon. The record is from RefSeq and is a predicted model, not a curated record. Bases 1 to 1350 code for a protein of 449 amino acids.
AUGCUGACCGACGAAAAGGCGCCGCUGCAGUCGCAGCUGACCGGCGGCCACGGCAACGACUUUGUCAAGAAGCUCUACGAGAUGCUCGAAGACCUGAAGUACGGCGACGUCGUUCGCUGGACCCAGGAGGGAGACUCGUUUGUCGUCAUCGACACCAAUGAGUUCACCAAAAACGUCUUGCCCCACUUCUUCAAGCAUCUGAACUUCUCGCUGUUCGUUCGCCAACUAAACAAGUACCUGUUCAAGAAGAAAAAACGAAAUACCAACGAAGACGCCCCGCUGCCCUACGGCCCCGAUGCCUGGCAGUUUUUCCACCCCGAAUUUAGACAGAACCAACGAGAAACCUUAGAAAACAUCAAGCGCAAGGGGCCCGGCACCCGCAAGGCCAUGGCUACCGUCAUCCCACCGGAGGGGAUCGCCCAUACCUGUCAUGGCCAGCCCCAGCUUGUGGCGCUGCUUAAAGAGCAAGUGGAGCAAUUGAAGCACGAAAACUUCAACCUUCAUAAGCUGGUGACGAUAUUAGAAAACAAAUACAAGACGGUGAUUGAUAACAUCGUCGCCGUCAAUACCGUCAACGAACGCAAUUUCCGAUCGAUGGCCCAGUUGCUCGACGCGCUAGCUCAGCAUGGGAUAAAACUCCCCCCGCUCGACUUCCCCAACCCUCAAUUGGUGAGUAUGCAAGCGCCGCCGCGAGCGGCAGUCGCGCCAGUGGGACCGCCGCCACCAAUGGCACCACCGGUGGUUGCUCCGGGAGCCAUGCCUCAGCCGCCGAUGCCGCCCCACGGGCCGAUGCCAGCGCCGCCGGUACCGCCUCCAGUAGCCACCCCGGCGUCGGCGCCGGUGUUGAUGGAACCUAAAGUGGAGCCGGGAGUCCACCUCGACGCCAAAGCUAAAUUCAACGUGUUACUUGUCGAGGACGAUAAUAUUUGCAUUCAGUUGUGCCGCAAGUUCCUCGUCAAGUACGGGUGCGAGGUGACGGUGGUCACCGACGGGCUUAACGCCAUCUCGACGGUGGAGGAGACGAAGUUCGACCUUGUGCUUAUGGAUAUUGUCAUGCCGAACUUGGACGGGGCCACCGCCACCCUGAUCAUCCGCAGCUUUGACACCCGCACCCCGAUCAUCGCCAUGACGGGCAACAUUGAGGAUACCGACUUGGUGAACUAUUUGAACAAUGGUAUGCUGGACAUUUUGGCUAAGCCAUUCUCCAAGGACGACCUCUACUGUAUAUUGGAAAAGCAUUUGUUAAAGCGGCUGGAUGGCCCGCCGACGGCGGCGCUGACCCCGGCGCCGUUGGGACCCACCAACGGCAACCCUACAGAACCGGCAAUGAAAAAGCCCCGGUUGAAGUAA